Molecule: messenger RNA, 813 nt
Organism: Papaver somniferum (opium poppy)
Lineage: Eukaryota; Viridiplantae; Streptophyta; Magnoliopsida; Ranunculales; Papaveraceae
Exons: 1
Coding region: 1-813 (270 amino acids)
Source: RefSeq, a predicted model, not a curated record
AUGCAGAACCUAAUGCAAACCCACAAUGAACACAGUGUAGCAGUAAAAGUGGUGGGAGGAUAUGAAGAUUUUUUACAGGUUAAGAGAGCAUUGAGCAAUAGAAUAUUCCCAAUUCUGAUACAUCACAUAGAAACAAAUGCUACUUUUCAGGUAAUUCAGAUGUUCCUCAAACAUAAAUCUGAUAAGGAGUUCAUCCUAGCACAUCAACCGUGGAUUGCGGUACCUCUUGUUAUCUUCUGUGAAGAUUGGAAUUUUUUUGUGCAACACCCACUCAAAUUCUUUAAGUUUUCACCUUUUUGGCUUCAAGUUCUUAACCUGCCAAGACUUUUCAAUGACGAAGAAGCAAUCAAAGAUAUCAUUGAGAGGUCAGGAACUGGGACGGUGUUACAGUUAGAUCUGGAGAGUUCACCACCAAGAGCAUUAGUCAUGAUGGAUCUAAACAAACCGUUCAUGCCGGGGGUCAUGCUUAGUAUGGGUAAAGGAGUAUGGAUCCAAUUUGCUUAUGAAAAUAUUCCUGUGAUGUGCUUCUUCUGUGGCUUCUUAUAUGGCUUCCAUGGUCAUACCUUCAAGGAGUGCAAAAAAAGCUCUGCAGUAAGAUUAUUCCCAGACUUUCAUUUUGCAAAACUCAAUGCACGGAUGAAGGCUACAACAUCCAUAGGAAAUCGAACAAACUGUAUGCUUGAAUACCGAGAUACAAACAUAACCCUGGGGGAAUCAUCAAGCAUAAGAGAAGAACUAACCAAAGAACUCAUAGAGGAUAACCAACAGGCGUUUGAACAAUCGGAAAAGAACAACCCAACAUCGAUUCAAUAA